Theobroma cacao (cacao) is the source of this 1446-nucleotide messenger RNA. The record is from RefSeq and is a predicted model, not a curated record. Lineage: Eukaryota; Viridiplantae; Streptophyta; Magnoliopsida; Malvales; Malvaceae.
AUGGAAGCUGUUGGUACUGGAGCUGCUGCCAACGUUUCUUCAGAGAUCGCGAAAGGCACCUUCCAAGAAAUUAAACGUCAUAUCAGACAUGUAUUUAUCUACAAGAAAAAUGUCGACAAGUUCGAGGAAAAACUUCAGAUGUUGAUAGCAAAAAGAACAAGUGUGCAGCAAGAGGUUGAUGCUGCGGACAGGAACGGGGAGAAGAUAAAAGCGGACGUCCAACAUUGGAGCAACACAGUGGACAAGGUAAUCAAUGAAGAGGAGAAGAAGGUGAAGGAUCUUCAAGAGAAAGCAAAGAACAAGUGCUUCAUUGGCUUGUGUCCCAAUAUUAAGUCUCGCUACCAGCUUAGCAGGAAAGCAGAAGAAGGUGUUGCGGUUGUUGACGACCUUAUUCGACAGUGUCAAUUUAACGAAGUGGGAUACCGUGGUGUUCCAGAAGAUCAAGUUGCACAAUUAUUAAGUCUCAGACUGGAAGAUAAGAGUACGGUUGUAAGAGCACAUAGAUUGUGCGAAAGGUUGAAAAAAGGGAAGAAGGUUCUUGUUGUUUUAGAUAAUACUUGGAAGGAAUUGGAUCUCGAGAAAGUUAGAAUUCCAUUUGGGAACCAACACAAGGGAUGCAAGAUAUUGUUGACGUCAAGAGAUCAAAAUGUACUCACCAAUGAGAUGGAUGCAGAGAAAACUUUUGCAAUUGGUGAUAAAGAAGAUUGGCUCUUAUUUAGGAAGACGGCCGGGGAAAUUGUUGAAAGCACUGAGUUGCGAUCUACAGCAAUUGAGGUAGCCAAAAGAUGUGCAAAAUUACCGUUGGCCAUUGCAACAGUUGCAAGGGCAUUGAGAAAUAAAAGCUUAUAUGCUUGGAAUGAUGCUUUACGUCUACUGCAUUGUGAUAGCAUCGAUUACUUGUUGAGAUAUGCCAUUGGUUUGGGUUUAACUAAUGGUGUCAACACCGUGGAGGAAGCGCGAAAUAGGUUGUUAACAAUGGUGAGUAACUCUUGUUUUUUACUUGAUAGUAACAUCAAUGACCAGUACUUUGAUAUGCAUGAUCUUGUUUUUGAUGUCGCCAUGUCAAUCGCUUUUACAUACAAUCAAGUCUUUGCAUUAAAUGAGGAGGAUGUUCUAAAAGAUUGGCCUGAUGGGGAGACAAUGAAAAAGUGGAACAAGAUUUGUUUGAAAUAUCAUAGGGUUGGAGAGGUUCCUGACAAGUUGAAUUGUCCACAGCUUGUUCUUUUCCUUAUUUGUAGAAAGGAUCUGUCCAUGAAAAUGCCACCUAACUUCUUUAGGGAAACAACAAAUCUUAAAGUCUUAGAUUUGACUCAGAUGCAUUUCUCUUCUUUACCUUCAUCAAUUUGUCUUCUAACAAGUCUUCGUACAUUGUGCCUAGAUCAAUGUGAAUUGGGAGAUAUAGUCAUUAUUGGAGAGCUCAAGAAUUUAGAAAUUCUUAGCCUUUGA